GCAGUAAUGGGGACCGUGCGGUACAACGUGUAGUGUGUAGAAGUGAACGCUAGGGGUCACCGCUCUCAGUAGAUUUCCCGUUAGGGGUAUGCGCCAUAUUGGCAGUCUCCUCCAUCUCACCAAAUGUCGAGCAUGCAUGUCUCCAACCGGUUACUGAGGCGAUAUCUGUAAACAUUUACAGCCACCUGUGAGCCGAAAUACAACACUAUGGAGGCCGUCAAAGCCUUUAACAUUGAGCUGUACUCACUGAAUGAGUACAAGCCACCCAUCUCCAAGGCCAAGAUGACACAGAUCACCAAGUCUGGAAUCAAAGCUAUUAAAUUCUACAAACAUGUUGUCCAGAGUGUAGAGAAGUUCAUACAAAAGUGCAAACCAGAAUACAAGGUUCCAGGGCUGUACGUCAUCGACUCGAUUGUCAGACAGUCACGACAUCAGUUUGGCACAGAAAAGGACGUUUUUGCACCGCGCUUCAGCAAGAACAUCAUUGUAACGUUCCAGCACCUCUACCGCUGCCCUCCAGAUGAUAAGAGUAAGAUAGUGCGAGUCCUGAACCUGUGGCAGAAGAAUGUGGUCUUCAAGAGUGACAUAAUCCAGCCUCUGCUGGACAUGGCAGCAGGGAUCCCCCCUCCCAGCGUCACACCUAUCAUGCCCACUAGUGCUGCUCCAGUCAAUAACACUACACCUGGUACGCCAGCCACCCCGGCCACCCCAGCUAACAUUGUCCAGGGUCUGCCUGACUGGGCUUCCCAGAUUACCAACACAGACACUGUGGCUGCUGUGGCACAAAUCCUACAGAGUCCCCAGGGACAGCAGCUGCAGCAGCUGGUACAGAGUCUGCAGAUGCAGCAGCAGAAGCCCCAGCCAUCCCUGUUGCAAGCCUUGGAUGCUGGCCUGGUGGUGCAGUUGCAAGCUCUGACAGCUCAACUCACUGCAGCUGCUACUGCCAACAGCCUCAACCCCCUUGAGCAAAGGGUCUCCUCUUUUAAUAAGAAACUUUUGGGUCCGUUUGACUUUGGGAGCAAUUCUGAACGUGGUGAAGAAUCUAAAAAGGACACAUCAUCUCAGCUGCCUAUAGUGUCUGAGCCCAUCAACAGCUCCCUCUUCCAUCAGUUGGCUGAGCAGCUACAACAGCAGAAUUUGGAGCAGUUUCAAAAGCAGCUCUUAGAGCACCAGCAACAUCAACAGAAGGCGAUGAGUAUAGAAGGGCAGGACUCAAUCUUUGGACAAGAGUCUGUUGCGACCGCUCAGAGCAGCAGCCAGCCACAGCUUCCUGAGCCAGAGAACAAAUUAGAUGACUCCAUAGACAACCAACAGCAGGACAUGGAUCUGGACGAGGGCCCAGAUGGAAUGGAGGAGGAGGAGGAGAUCUUUGAGGCAGAAGAGAAGAAGACAGUCAGCACACGCUCCAGAACACGCUCAAGGUCACGGUCUCGGUCUCCAAAGAGGAGAAGGUCUAGGUCUCGUUCCAGCUCUCGGAAGCGUAAACACCGCAAGCGGUCACGAUCACGUUCCAGAGAUCGUAAGAGGAAGUCAUCGCGGUCUUACUCAAGCGAAAGACGCGCCAGAGAGCGAGAGAAGGAGCGGCAGAAGAAAGGACUGCCUCCCAUACGAUCCAAGACUCUAAGUGUGUGCAGCACAACUCUGUGGGUGGGUCAGGUGGACAAGAAGGCCACUCAGCAAGAUCUGACCAAUCUGUUUGAAGAAUUUGGUCAGAUUGAAUCUAUCAACAUGAUCCCACCCAGAGGCUGUGCCUAUAUCUGUAUGGUCCACAGGCAGGAUGCCUAUCGCGCCCGUCAGAAGCUUAGCACCGGCUCCUAUAAGAUUGGCUCCAAGAUUAUCAAGAUUGCAUGGGCCCUAAACAAGGGGGUAAAACAGGAGUACAAACAAUUUUGGGAUGUGGACCUGGGUGUCACUUACAUACCUUGGGAGAAGGUGAAGUUGGAUGACCUGGAUGGCUUUGCUGAAGGAGGAAUCAUUGACCAGGAGACCGUCAAUGAUGAGUGGGAAGCAGCCAAGAGUGCAGAGCCAGCCAAGGAGGUUACAUGUCAGCCAGUAAGCGUCGAGACUACAGCAGCAUCCAACACCCAGACUGAGACAUACAGCCAGCAGGUUACCAUGAUGCCUGUGCAGCUACCAGUGGCCCAGGCUGUUCAAAGUGCAGUAGGUUUGGUGCCUCCGACCUUCCCUGUCACCAUGGGCAUACCCCCACCAGGCUACGUGCCGCCACCACCCUUCAUAAGGGCUGGCUUCAAUACCUCACAGCCUCCGCCAGGAUUCAUGCAGGCAGCACAGACAGCAAGCAUGGCCUCAGCAACUACUUCUUUAGUGCAGCCUUCAGUGGCCUCAAGCCAAGAAGCUGUCAAGGAAUCACCGUUCAGUGCUAUGAUGCCUCCAACCGGCACCAUCCCUGGCAGCUUCAUGCCCUCAGCCAUCCCUGGAGCCAGUAUGUUCAACCCAGUAGGAGUCCCAACUCAGCAAGCUUCUGGUGAGAAAACACAGUCUGCGGAGGGAAUGGAUGCUGCUGCGGAGCUCACACUGCAAGGCAUGCAGAAUGCAGUCCGCAGUGGCAUGGGUCUCCUUGGCAUGCAUCCUACAGCUUCCCUCACCCACCCGUUGCAUCAGUCUGGUCUGACUGGGCAGAGAAUGCCUGGUCUGCUGCCUCUAGAUGUGCGACCUAAUCUCCUCCAGCCUGGGGCUGCUGCCCGCUUCCCACUCCUCAUGCAGCAGGGCCCGGCCCAGCAGGCUGCUAGUCUCCUCGACGGGUCCCUCCAGGCUCAAGCCCGCCCCAGGGCUCCCUUCUCUCAGAUGGACCCCUUCAGCAGAGCUCCGAACCUUACCAAUGAAAAUUUAUCCAAGACAGAAGAUGAGUCUUCAUCUGGUGCUGAUGAGGGCAAAGACCAGGACUACCGCUUCCCCCCGAUGGAAAAGCAGAGCACAGGGUUGCUGAGGACACCUCCACCAGAGCAUAGGGAACCACUUGGAAGCAGUGGUGGAGCAGGAGGAAGUGGAGGAGGCAGGCCUCCCUUGCUCCAGACACCAGGGACACAGCCAGCCAGAACUAGCCUAGUGGGACGUCUGCAAGCUCUUGCAGGCUUCACUCCUGACAACCGCUGGAACCAGGUCAGAGGGGACUUUGAUGAACGAGAUGGCACGCGAGGAGGCCCACAGGCUCCUAGUGGACCAAAAGGCUUCCAGGAGGAGCGGCCCACACCUGGGCAGAACUUCCCCAACCGCUUUGACAGCCGUCCAGGAGCAGCAGCAGCAGCAGGAGGAGCUGGAGGGCUUCCUGGCAAUGCUGGAGGUGUUGGGGGGCCGCAGGCCUGGAACCGAAGCGUUGGUUCAACAGCGCCUUUUGACACUGAAUUACAUCAAGACCUAGAUGACAGAAGACGUCCGUGGGACAGGCAGAGAGACAGAGAUGAAAGAGAUUUUGACUUCAGGAGGGAGAUGAAUGGUAACCGCCAAAGCCGAGAGCGUGAGAGGGAGAGAGAAAGGGAGCGAGGCCGAGAUCGAACGAGAGAACAUGAACGUGACAGGGACCGUGACAAAGAGCGAGAUCGUGAACGUGGGAGCUGGACACCUCUGCUCCCUCUACCUACACCUCUACUUCCAACUCCACCUCUUAAUCCCAACCUGACCUUGAACCAAGGCAAACUACUUGCACCACUCAAAUUGAACCCCCAGCUUCAGCCACGAUUCCAGCCCCUUCUUUUGCCUCAAGCUCAAGGCAGACCUUCUCUCUUGAGUCUGGAUCAGCCACCGCCUCAGAUUCAGAUCAAGUCUCCACCUUUGUCACAGAGCCAAACAGCUGAGCACCAUUCAGAAACCCCAGCUCCAUUUGCGACACCUCAGGCCCAAUCACCUGACCCAUCCCCUGACAGCAACAGUCAGAGCCCAGUAACUGAGGCUCCCGCCAAGGCUGAGUCACCAUCCCUGCCUACAGCCCCCUCCAACACCUCUAGCUCUUCAGGCACUAAGACCCCAUGCCGAGCCUCUCCGCCGGUUGAGGCCUUGUCCCAGGACUCACCUGUGGCCUUCAUACAAGCUGCCAGCCCCCCGGAAGAGACAUCUCACUCUCUGGAGGAGCAGGAAAGUCCACAGAAAGAUGAGAACAAGUCUCAAGGGGAAGCCUUCUCACCCCAACGCCAGUGGGUCAAUGGAUCUGAGAUAGACAAUAGCAAUGUGGCUGAACCAACACCUGAGGACUCUCCUGAGCCCAUUCCAGAACCUUCUUUCUGUUCUCUGCUCCCUGAAAAUGAACCGAAGCUGCAGCAGGAGCAGAUUGUCUCUCCUAAGGACGUGGGCAAUGAACAGAGUGAGCCCAUGGAGGAAGUUGCGAGUCAGCCAGUGGUAGACACUGUCACAGACACUGAGGGGACAUAAUCAUCACUCAGUAGGUAAAAGAUCAUUUUGUAAAGUUGUCUCUUCUUCUCUGUACUCAUGUCAGCAAAGCACCACCACACGGGACAUGACGAAUACUGACUCACAUCAGUUAUUAUCUAAUAACCAGUAACAAAUGAUUUUAUCUUUCACAAAUACCAGUGUACUUAAAUAGAAGACUCGUUAGCUGAUUUUAUUGAUAGAACAUUUUGUUUGUAUUUUAUUUUCUUUUUUAAGUUGUAAUGCCACCCCCCAUCCAUUUUAAUUAAUCUGAGCUUGAUUAAUUUUCCUAUUGCCUGCCGAAAUGUUUAACUGUAUAUGGGGAAACUGAGCGUUGACCUUCCUAUGGAAGAGUAAGAAAUCCUGGCUGUUCAACAAAGGAUUGAAUAUAGGUAUACACAAUACUUGAAAACAGUGGUUGCUUGCCCCAUUUCUGUCUUCUGCAAGUUUUGUGGUGCCCUACAAUGCUUUCUGUUUUUAAGCAGAAUAAAUAGCCUGGAUACCUGUGAGCACAGUACAUCUACUUUUAAUUGGAGAAAAUGAACAUUUUUAAAAUGAAAAUCUGAAACUGUUGUAUCCCCCAAAAUAAAGGUAUGUAAUUUGUUGUCAAUUAUACGGUAAACCCAAACAGUAAAUGACAUGCCAGGGGGAAGACAAGAAAAUGAACAGAGGGAUGUUCUCAUGUCGGGUGCAUAUUGUUUUAGUAUGAAAUAAACAUGCUUUGUCUGUUUAAAACACA
Messenger RNA from Monopterus albus (swamp eel), 5119 nucleotides. RefSeq names its product SR-related CTD-associated factor 8 (gene scaf8). Gene Ontology annotation, molecular function: RNA binding. Gene Ontology annotation, biological process: mRNA processing; female sex differentiation. The coding region runs from base 208 to 4383 and encodes 1391 amino acids. The transcript is spliced from 20 exons. Gene Ontology annotation, cellular component: nucleus. The record is from RefSeq and is a predicted model, not a curated record. NCBI's taxonomy places the organism in Eukaryota, Metazoa, Chordata, Actinopteri, Synbranchiformes, Synbranchidae.